This is a messenger RNA of Brassica napus (rape), 1236 nucleotides long. RefSeq names its product abscisic acid receptor PYL8-like. Gene Ontology annotation, molecular function: signaling receptor activity; abscisic acid binding; protein phosphatase inhibitor activity. NCBI's taxonomy places the organism in Eukaryota, Viridiplantae, Streptophyta, Magnoliopsida, Brassicales, Brassicaceae. The transcript has 3 exons. Gene Ontology annotation, cellular component: nucleus; cytoplasm. The record is from RefSeq and is a predicted model, not a curated record. Gene Ontology annotation, biological process: abscisic acid-activated signaling pathway. Bases 272 to 826 code for a protein of 184 amino acids.
AUUUAAAAAAUAUCAAGAAAGACAGAGAGAGAGAAAAGUUUGUUGGGAAGGAGUCUUCUCUCUUCCUCUAAAGAAAGAAAGAGAGAGACGGCGACUCAAAUCUAUCCUUCUUCACAUUCACGCUUUUACAGGAGGAUCUAGACUCCGAGAUCAGAUCUCCAACGAGUUGAAUAACAGCAGUGAUUACUUCAGAAGCUCGAUCUUACCUUUUUUGUGUGUUUGUGUGCUUGUCCACACGAAAACGUGACUUAGACGGAGGAGGAAGAAGAAGAUGGAAGCUAACGGGACGGAGAUGAAUCAGGAGAGAGAGUAUAUAAGGAGGCACCAUAAGCAUGCGCUUCUGGAGAAUCAGUGCAGCUCUACGCUGGUUAAACACAUCCAAGCUCCUGUUCAUAUAGUAUGGUCCCUUGUGAGAAGAUUCGAUCAGCCACAGAAGUACAAACCAUUUAUCAGUAGAUGUGUGGUGAAAGGAAAGAUGGAGAUUGGUACUGUAAGAGAAGUUGAUGUAAAGUCAGGAUUACCAGCUACUAGAAGCACUGAGAGAUUGGAGUUGCUUGAUGAGAACGAGCAUAUUCUCAGCAUGAGGAUCGUUGGUGGAGAUCACAGACUCAAGAACUAUUCAUCAGUUAUCUCUCUUCACCCUGAGACCAUUGAAGGAGGAAGAAUAGGGACGCUUGUGAUCGAGUCCUUUGUGGUAGAUGUACCAGAAGGGAACACAAACGAUGAGACUUGUUACUUUGUGGAGGCUUUGAUCAAAUGCAAUCUUAAAUCUUUAGCUGAUAUCUCCCACCGCCUCGCGGUUCAAGACACAACAGCUUCCACAUGAACAGAGUCUAAGAGAAGAGAGAGAGAUUGAAGAAACUUACUGAAAUGUGGAGUGAGAGAAAGAUUCGGUGCCGUGGAUGAAGCUUUCAAAGGGAAAAAGAGAGUGUCUCUUUGAGGAUGGACAAGGCAAAUAAUAAUCGCCAUUUUACCGUUUACAUAAUAAUAAGUUUCUUUAUUUAACACUUUUUUUUGUUUGUCAAUUUGAUGAAUAUUUUUGGUUUCUUUCUUCUCUGAAGAUCCAAAAUAUGAUUUUGGAGAUUUGGCUUUUGCCACCACUUGCAGGAAUCUUUACAAUUUGCAGAGAGACAUGUUAAAAGAUGUGAUCAUGGGGUUCCACUCUUCUUCCCUUUUUUUUUGUAACACUUAAAAGUUGGUUGCACCCAUAAUGGCCACAGUUCCUUCUUAAUUUUA